This is a messenger RNA of Rubroshorea leprosula, 2206 nucleotides long. NCBI's taxonomy places the organism in Eukaryota, Viridiplantae, Streptophyta, Magnoliopsida, Malvales, Dipterocarpaceae. The record is from the annotation of a GenBank genome assembly.
UGUCUUCCCGCUGCAGCCGCCCGAAGAAAAAAAAGAGGAACCCAGCCAUGCCUUGGAAGAUUGGUGAGAAAGCUUGGUUUUCUCCUUCUUUUCUUGCUCUAGAACACUUCUAGAACCCAUAAAUCUCUCCCCCUCUGCUGGAAAAUCCGGAUCUGCUCUGUCCUUCCUCUCUUGUCCGCCAGCCCUUCCUGCUUUGUGGGGGCGAAUUGCUUGAUUUUUUGCCCAUGAGCUUUCUUCUGCACUACCGCCGGCUUCUCCCCCUGCCAAGUCCGGUUCUGCAACUGGAAAAUUUAUGGUAGGUUGGCUUCUCUAAUUCUCGAAAAUUGGUUGAUUAGUGGCUGCUUUGUGAUGUCUGAAUUUGGCUAGAAAAUGGGGAUGAAAUUGACAGUAAUUAGACCAUGAUUUAGCUUGAUUCAAGUGAAUUUAUGUGAUUGAGUGUUAAUUGAUUGCUGUGAUUUUUGGAGAAAAUCCCGUGAAUUAGCUAGUGUUUUGGCCAAUUUUUGGAAGUGCAGUUACUGUUCACGGGUACUGUUCACAUGGUACUGUUCACACACCGAGGGCCAACAAUUAACGGGGAUUUAAAUGAUUAGUUUGUGAUAUGAGAAUGAUUUUGGAGAUAUUUGAUCAUGUGGAGAUUUAUGGAAAUAGCAUUGUGAUUAGGAAUGAUGCUAAUGAUGAGUUUACCUUGAAUUUGUGAUAGUGGUAUUAAUUCGUGGAUAUUUUGAUUAGGUUCCCGAUUGUUCUGUCAGUUAGCAUUGAGAUUGAGUGCUCGGUUUUAUGCGAGUGAGGAAGUGAAACCGAGGACGGGGAAACCACGGGAAGUGACGAGUUAGAAGGCUAACCAUAUUGUAAUUGGAUAUAAAUUUUAGAUAUGAAUCAUGAUCUUGUAUUUGGAGAUUUUAUGAUAUUAGAGUAAAUUUUAAAGAUUUGAUCUUCAGAUUUUGGUGGUAUCAGAGUGUGUUAUGAUAAGUUCCGAGCCUUGUGCACUUGUGGGACCCGUCUCACGAGUGUACGGCGUCUGUCGCGUCCUCGGAUUUGGGUUCUGGAGUGUGACAUCUGGUUUGCCAAGUUUAGCACCACCAUCAGUGAAUUUGGUUUUACUUCUAGUCUUCAUGAUACUUCAUUGUUCAUACGCAAUACUAAUUAUGGUAUGGUUCUACUACUUUUUUAUGUUGAUGAUAUGAUCAUUACUAGGGAUGAUAUUUCAAGUAUGCAUGUUCUUAAGCAAUUCUCAGUCAUAAGUUUAAGAUGAAAGAUCUCAAUGCUUUGAGUUAUUUCUUGGGACUUGAGGUCACUUCUUCUGAUGAUGGUUAUCUUUUCUUCCAAACAAAAUAUGCUUCUAAUCUUAUAUCUAAAGCUGGACUCAUUGAUAGUAAGACUGCAUCUACUCCUCUUGAGCCAAAUGUUCGACUUACACCCAUGGAUGGCUCUCCAUUAGUUGAUCUUAUUCACUACAAAUAGUUAGUUGGAAGUUUGAUUUAUCUCACUACAACAUGACCAGACAUAACUUAUGCAGUUCAUGUUGUUAGUCAAUUUAUGCCUACACCUCACUUCACUCACCAUGCAGUAAUACUUCGCAUUAUUCGCUAUAUUAAAGGUACCAUUUUUCAUCAACUUCACUUUUCUACUUAUUCAUCUCUUGAACUUUGUGUUUGCUCUGACGCUGAUUGGGCUGGAGACUCUAAUAAUUGUAACUGGAUAUUGUCUUUUUCUUGAUGAUUCCUUAAUCUUUUGGCGUAGCAAAAAGCAAACAGUUCCAUCAUGUUCUAGCACAGAGGCUGAAUAUUGAGCACUUGGAGACACCACAUCAGAGUUACUUAACUUACGUUGGCUACUGGAAGAUAUGGGUGUUCCUCAACCACCUGCUACUAAUCUUUAUUGUGACAAUUAGAGUGCCAUGUAGAUUGCUCAUAAUGAUGUCUUCCAUGGACACACUAAACACAUUAAGAUUGACUAUCACUUUGUUCACCAUCAUGUUGCACAAGGAAUUAUUCAUUUGGUUUUCAUUGGCUCCAUUGAUCAACCAGCAGACCUUUUCACCAAGGCUUAUUUUCCUAGACACUUUCAUACUCUUCUUUCCAAACUCAAGUUGAUUUUGUUGUACCUAUGAUUUUGAUGAUUACAAAACACAUUUGAGUGACUAAUUGGUUUAUUUAAGUGUGUAGUUAAGUUGCUAAAAGAUUGCAAGUAAACUUGGAUUGCACUA